CGCAUGAAUCACUGGAUCGAGCGGGCCCCCUGCAGCGCCCUAUCCCCCGCUGGGGUCGCUAUCGGCGCCGAACUGCUGCCAAAAACCGCCCUGGAAAAAAUAACCCCCCCACCAUAAAACCACUUUACACCAAGACGCGUCUCAGUCGCGUCUCGCUGUGACAAACGUGAACACCAGCCCAGCCGCCGGGUCACCCCACCGACGUUUGAUUUCAAGUCACCGAAUCAUCCCAUCAAUUCUACUCGUAGACAAGUUUUCCAAAAAGGAUCAUGUCGGACGCUGACGUUCAAGAGCUCAACGAGCGCUUCGCCUUUGGCGACAAGCAGAUCGAACCCGAUAUGCUCGCCGAGUUGCAGUCCAUCAUGAGGAUGCACUCCUUGUCAGUGCAGGACUUGUUCUUCAAAUGGGAGAGUUACUGCAUCAAGAUGGACAUGAACGAAAUGAAGCUGUCCGUCGACACACUCCGUAAUUUGAAGAGGGACAUCCAGGAUUCGCUGGAGCGCGAGGCCCGCAAUCAGCAGGCUCAUGUCGUCAAGACGGAGAAGAGAGCCGGCGCGACGCCAAGGAUCUCAGGAAAGGGACAUGUGGGCGGCGGCGAUGUUUUCGGCAUCCUGGAGGGCAUGACGACCCCCGGCGCAGCCAAGCUGAAUAGGGGUUCGGCACCAAGGAGGAAACCCGAGACCCCUUCAGUUUCACGAGCCAAGGGUAGCGUGCCGAACAGCUCGCCGGAUUCCAGAACUGCAAACGCGGUCGAAAGGCAUCUGAACGAACUUAACUCUCAAACGGCCGCUUCUUUCAACGACAGACAAAACCCAGGAGAAAUCGUGGAAGUUCUGAACGAUCAUCUCAAAGCAGCAGAACCACCGAUCGCACCGUACGGGGAGUCGCGAGUCAAACUCACUGCAGCGUCAGAUCUGAAGAAAUUGGCAUACAAGCCGUUGGCAAUGAAAGUAUCGGAAGCAUCAGAGAUUCUUGACGACAGGAUAGAUGAAUUUCUUGGCCUGGUAAGAGAUCAUUAUCAGCUCGACGACUCUGCUUUUGGUAGCGCAGCAAGCCAAAGUACCUCAGAGAUCUAUGCUGUUGGCAGAAUAGCGUCCGACUCAGCAGAAGGUAAACUCAACGCGGCAUCGUUAGUCUUAGAGACCUCGAGGAGGACAGGGAAUGGUGUGAGAGUGCCCCUGAACCUAAAGAAACUUCCCGGCUACCAAUUCUUUCCUGGUCAAAUCGUUGCUUUCAAGGGUAUCAACACAUCAGGCUCUGAGUUCAUCGUUCAUGAAGUGCUCAUUGCUCCUCUACUACCAAGUGCUGCAUCCACACCAGCCGCGAUCGACGCACACCGGGAGAAGUUACGGGGCGGUCCAGACGCCAUGGAUUCAGAUGAUGAGCCAGCGCCUCUGAACGUCAUUUUUGCUUCUGGCCCAUACACAGCCGACGACAACCUCGACUUCGAACCGCUGCACGCCUUAUGCAGUCAGGCUGCCGACACAUAUGCCGACGUCCUUAUCCUGUGCGGCCCGUUCAUCGAUGUGGAUCACCCCUUAAUCGCAUCCGGUGACUUUGAUCUGCCCGAAGACGCUCAGGUGGACCCUGAUGCCGCAAACAUGAACACAGUCUUCAAGUAUAUGAUCUCGACCGCUCUCAACCGGUUGACACAAUCCAAUCCUACAAUCACGAUUCUACUCGUGCCUUCCGUACGCGACAUCGUCGACAAGCACGUCGCGUGGCCACAAGAUCCUUUCCCGAGGAAAGACCUUGGCCUUCCCAAAACGGCUCGCAUUCUCGGAAACCCGAUGGCACUAUCUCUCAAUGAGACUGUCCUCGGUAUCUCUUCACAAGAUCCCCUUUGGGAACUGCGCCACGAAGAGCUCGUUGGCGGCCCGAGGCCUAGCGACCCACAGAUUCUGAGCCGGCUGCCACGGUAUCUGAUCGAGCAAAGGCAUUACUUCCCGUUGUACCCGCCUGUGGAUAGAGCGAAGUUACCUAAAACAGGAACGGCGGAUGGCAUAGCGACUGGUGCGAUGCUUGAUACAAGUUAUUUGAGACUGGGCGACAUGGUGAAUGUGCGCCCGGAUGUGCUGGUCGUGCCUAGUGCGCUGCCGCCCUUUGCCAAGGUCGUUGAAAGUGUCCUAGUCAUCAACCCAGGCUACCUCUCCAAGCGCAGAGGUGCGGGAACAUACGCGCGCAUGACAUUGUAUCCGCCCACGGUGAACGAGAAGGAGGCAAGCGAAGUCGGCGUGGUCAGUCACAAAGUAUUCGAACGUGCACGGAUUGAAAUUACGAGGAUUUAGUAGCGUGGACGGCGAGGCGACAUAGCAG
Molecule: messenger RNA, 2316 nt
Organism: Truncatella angustata
Lineage: Eukaryota; Fungi; Ascomycota; Sordariomycetes; Amphisphaeriales; Sporocadaceae
Product: DNA polymerase alpha subunit B N-terminal-domain-containing protein
Exons: 4
Coding region: 270-2288 (672 amino acids)
Biological process (GO): DNA replication initiation; DNA replication
Cellular component (GO): alpha DNA polymerase:primase complex
Molecular function (GO): DNA binding
Source: RefSeq, a predicted model, not a curated record